Xyrauchen texanus (razorback sucker) is the source of this 1652-nucleotide messenger RNA. Its product is annotated as HIV Tat-specific factor 1 homolog. Gene Ontology annotation, molecular function: RNA binding. The transcript has 10 exons. Gene Ontology annotation, biological process: mRNA splicing, via spliceosome. Gene Ontology annotation, cellular component: U2-type spliceosomal complex; U2 snRNP. Bases 73 to 1440 code for a protein of 455 amino acids. NCBI's taxonomy places the organism in Eukaryota, Metazoa, Chordata, Actinopteri, Cypriniformes, Catostomidae. The record is from RefSeq and is a predicted model, not a curated record.
AUCAUUUGUGCGCUGCCUUCAGAACAAAAAACCUAAUUUCUUGCGUUUUUGGGUGCUCUAUGCUGAAUAAAGAUGAGCGGGAACUCAGAGGGUAAUAAAGAGUUCCAUGAACAGCUUCGUUUGCAGCAGCUGUAUGGCCAGAGGGAAGGGAGUGGAGAUGAUCCAUACAUGUAUGUCGAUCCAGAGGAUGGCACUGUGUAUGACUGGGACCAUGAAAAGAGGGCAUGGUUUCCAAAGAUAAAUGAUGAUUUCAUCGCAGCAUAUCAAGCAAACUAUGGCUUCAAUGAGGAGGGAGCCCCUGAUCCAGCUGCUGCAGCUUCUCCUGCCGAAUCUCUCCCUGCACAGCCAGAGGCAGCCAAGAAGCCAGGGGAACCCAAACAAACAGAGAAACCCAAGAAACCGGAGGAGUGCUCUGACCAAGACAAAGCUGAAGAGGGCACGCAGAAAGGAGAGAAGAGGAAAGCAGAUCCAGGCUGGUUUGAAGUUGAAAAGGAUAAAAACACAAAUGUUUAUGUGACAGGUCUUCCUCCAGACAUAACUCCUGAUGAGUUUGUAGAUGUUAUGUCCAAAUGUGGAAUUAUUAUGCGUGAUCCUGUCACAGAGGAAUAUAAAAUUAAACUCUACAAGGACAAGGAUGGGAAUCAAAAAGGAGAUGGACUUUGCUGCUACCUAAAGAAAGAGUCUGUAGCCCUCGCUGAACGCCUCUUGGAUGAGAAUGAGAUUCGGGGCUACCGGCUGCAUGUGGAGGCAGCGCGAUUUGAACUCAAAGGUUCAUACGAUGCCAGCAAGAAGAAGAAAAAGAGCAAAGAGUAUCGCAAGAAGCUCCAGCAACAACAAAAACAGCUGGACUGGAGGCCAGAGAAGGCUGGGGAGGUUCGCAAAAGGCAUCAAAAAGUUGUCAUCAUCCAAAACAUGUUUCAUCCCAGCGACUUUGAGGAGGAUCCACUGGUGCUGAAUGAGUACAGAGAUGACCUGCGGACAGAAUGUGAGAAAUUCGGGCAGGUGAAGAAGGUCAUCAUCUUUGAUAGGCACCCGGAUGGAGUGGCAUCUGUAGCUUUUAAGGAACCUGAAGAAGCAGAUAUGUGUCAGGCAGCUCUGAAUGGACGCUGGUUUGGAGGGAAGCAACUAUCAGCACAACUGUGGGACGGUGUAACUGACUACCAGGUUGAAGAAACAUCACGAGAACGAGAAGAAAGACUGAAGGGCUGGUCCUCUUUCCUGAGUAAUGAGAGUGCAUCUGGUAAAGCUGAAGCAGAAACUCAGAGUGAAAAACAAAACUCUACCAAAAAAGACGAAGCAGCUGAACAGUCCCAACAGGAGGAGCACAGAGGAGAAAGCACAGCAGAACGACAGAUGGAGGCCGACAAAAAGGAUGAGGAGGAAGGAGGAAUGGCAUCAACCGACAGUAGUUUAGCUGGAAGUGAUGAUGAGGAUGCAUAGACAUGGCCCAUAGGAAAGGACAGAACUUGUUUAAUGUCCUUUCCUUAUAAACAUCUUAACACUCAAUGUUUCCCCUUUAGGACAAUGAUAGAAAUUUGACUAGUCAUUUGUGUUGAUUGCUUAUCUCACUUUUCUUCAUGCUACUGUCCCACAAUGUCUGAAUCAAUUUGAACCUCUGUUAAUAGUUUUAUAAUAAAAUAAAAAAAAAUCUG